AUGUCCCGCCUGAUGAAUCUUGCGACAUUCUUGGCAGUCACCGCCGUCAACGCCGUCCUCCUUGCCGUCGAUGCCGUCCUCCUCACUGUCGACGCCGUCUUCCUCACCCCAGCAGGAACGCAAGUGAAGGAGGAGGAGGCCUGGGAAGAGACGAAGAUGGAGCUCCCCCGGGACCUCAAGCGCGCUGGUUUCCUCGCCGCCGCUCUUGCUACGCCUCUUGUCGUCGCUGCUCUUGCUCUGCCUCUUGUCGCCGCCGUUGCUCCGCCUCUCGUCGCCAUGCUCGCCGCCGCUCUUGCUCCGCCUCUCGUCGCCACCGCUCUUGCUCUACCUCUUGUCGCCGCCGUUGCUCCACCUCUCGUCGCCGCGCUCGCCGCCGCUCUUGCUCCGCCUCUCGUCGCCGCCGCUCUUACUCUGCCUCUUGUCGCCGCCGUUGCUCCGCCUCCCGUCGCCGCGCUCGCCGCCGCUCUUGCUCCGCCUCUCGUCAUCGGGCUCACCGCCGCUGUUGCUCUGCCUCUGGUCGCCGCCGUUGCUCCGCCUCUUGUUGCCGCGCUCGCCGCCGCUCUUGCUUCGCCACUUGUCGCAGUGCUCGCCGCCACUCUUGCUCCGCCUCUCGUCGCCGCGCUUGCCGCCGCUGUUGCUCUGCCUCUGGUCGCCGCCGUUGCUCAGCUUCUGGUCGCCGCACUCGCCGUCGCUCUUGCUCCACCUCUCGUCGCCACGCUCGCCGCCGCUCUUGCUGUGCCUCUCGUCGCUGUUGCUCUGCCUUUGGUCGUCGUCGUUGCUCCGCCUCUGGUCGCCGUGCUCACCGCCGCUCUUGCUUCGCCUCUCGUCGCCGUGCUUGCUGCAGCUCUUGCUCCGCCUCUCGUCGCCACACUCACCGUCGCUGUUGCUCUGCCUCUGGUCGCCGCCGUUGUUCCACCUCUCAUCGCCACCGUUGCUCUGUCGCCGUUGCUCCGCCUCUCAUCGCCUUGUCUACUCUCUGUCUCGCUCCAGUUUCAGACUGUGGUCAAGUGA
Messenger RNA from Syzygium oleosum, 1011 nucleotides. RefSeq lists its product as uncharacterized. The transcript has 2 exons. Bases 1 to 1011 code for a protein of 336 amino acids. The record is from RefSeq and is a predicted model, not a curated record. Lineage: Eukaryota; Viridiplantae; Streptophyta; Magnoliopsida; Myrtales; Myrtaceae.